Messenger RNA from Habropoda laboriosa, 2251 nucleotides. Its product is annotated as diphthine--ammonia ligase. Bases 1 to 2136 code for a protein of 711 amino acids. Gene Ontology annotation, molecular function: diphthine-ammonia ligase activity. Gene Ontology annotation, biological process: protein histidyl modification to diphthamide. The record is from RefSeq and is a predicted model, not a curated record. Lineage: Eukaryota; Metazoa; Arthropoda; Insecta; Hymenoptera; Apidae. The transcript has 12 exons.
AUGAGGGUUGUUGCACUAGUCAGUGGUGGUAAAGAUUCUUGCUUUAGUAUGAUGCAAUGUAUAGCUGCAGGCCAUGACAUUGUGGCUUUGGCUAAUUUAUAUCCUGUUGGAAAGGAUGAACUAGAUUCAUUUAUGUUUCAAACUGUUGGAUACCAAGGUGUUGAAUAUAUUGCAGAAGCUAUAGGCUUACCAAUGUAUCGUGAACCAACUUUUGGUAGAUCAAAAAUGCAAGAAAAAUAUUAUUAUCCAACUGAGAAUGAUGAAGUUGAGGAUCUCUUUAGGUUGUUAAGUAAAGUGAAGGUAAAAGAAGAUAUACAAGCUGUUUCAUCAGGGGCUAUUCUGAGUGAUUAUCAACGAAUUCGUGUGGAAAAUGUAUGUAGUCGUUUAGGUCUUUUUUCUCUAUCAUAUUUAUGGAGAAGAGAACAAGAUGAGUUGUUGAAAGAGAUGAUAGAAAGUUCUGUAAAUGCAGUUUUAAUUAAGGUGGCUGCUUUAGGCCUUGAACCAAGGCAUUUGGGUAAAUCACUUUCUGAAAUGCAAUCCCAUCUUGCCAAAAUAAAUGAAAAGUAUGGUAUUAAUAUAUGUGGGGAAGGAGGAGAAUAUGAAACUUUCACAUUAGAUUGUCCACUAUUUAGUAAAAGCAUUGUAAUAGAUGAAUAUGAAAGUGUAGUUCAUUCAAAUGAUAACAUAGCACCCGUCGGAUAUUUGAACUUUAAAAAAAUUCAUCUACAAGAAAAAAAUCAUGGUUUAGAAGGAUUAACGUUGCAAGAGAGAUUAAAAAAUGUUCCUAUUAAAACCCCAUCCGAUUAUAUCGCAGAAAUUGUUGGUCCAGAAUUGCACGAUGGUUGUAAUUUAUCGGAAGACGAGAACGAUGAACACGAUUGUACAGGCAGUAAUUUAAAGACAUCAAAUUCUGGUCAAUUUAAUCUAUCAAGACCUAUGAAAGUUUUAUAUGAGGAAAAAAUUUUAUAUGAGAAAGAAGACUAUCCCGAUGUACCAGUGGUGAAUAGAAACCAAACUGGCUGGUUCUGGUUUGGUGGUAUUGCUGGAAAACAUCCGAAUGUUAGAUCUGCGAUGAAAGAGGCGUUGAAGAAAUUAAGCAGUCUAGUCAAAAAGGAAAAUCUUCAAAUGUCGGACAUCGUUGCCGUAACGUUGUACAUAAAAGAAAUGGCGGACUACAUAGCUAUAAACGAUGUUUACACCUCAUAUUUGGGCAAAACAAAUCCACCGGUCCGCGUAUGUGUGGAAUGUCCGUUAAAUAUACAUGUUGUACUUGAUGCUAUAGCCUAUAAAGAAACUCAAGACUGUGGUGAUAAGAAAGUUCACAAACGACAUACAAUGUAUGUUCGGAGCAUAAGUCACUGGGCACCUGCAAACAUUGAUCCUUACUCUCAAGCUGUUCGUGUUGGUGAUAUUAUCUUAGUUUCUGGACAAACACCAUUGGAGCCUUGUAGUAGGGCUUUUCUGAACUUAAAUAUUAAAAGGCAAUGUCGUUUAACCUUGAGGCAUAUAGAUCGUAUUAUUAAAGCCAUGGACUCGAAUACGCAACUCAGGGACAUUGUGCAAGGUAUUUGUUUUUUGACUCAUUCUAGUUAUAUACCGGACGCACGAAAGGAAUGGGAGAAACGAACAAAUAAUGCCAUUGUGGAUUACAUCGUUGUACCGUUCCUUCCGGAAGGUGCUCCGGUUGAAUGGUGCGUUUGGGCUCAUAGAGAUAAUAAUAGGUUCGAAUACGAAGAGACUGGUAAAUGUGUAGGUAAUUUCAAAGUGGCAAUAAGGCGUAGGUGGAAUUACGAAAAUAACGUUGCAGCGAUUGUGUGUUACAUGUCUACUGGUUCGUCCAAUUCGACUGGUAAUUUAGCCACGGAAACGAGUUUGCCUUCUACAGAAUUGACUGUAAGUGAACUGACAGAGGCAUUCGAGUAUGUACUGUGUAAACUUACGAAGGGAUCCCAAACAGUAAAUCCGACAUGUAAUCUACGCAUCUUCUACAAAGUCGGGAGUUCGCCAGGACCGAAUUUUGUUCAGGACGUUCUUUCUAAAUUUUCUACACGAAAUUUAGUUACUACCAUUAUACCGGCAACGCACUUACAUAAUUUCAGUACCUUUUUAUCCAUAUGUGGUAUUAGACACGAGUAAAGCCUAACAAUAGUUUUUACGUUGUCAAUUAUUUUACAAACAUUAUUGUGUCAUAAAAAAGAUUGUAAAGAUUUUAUUUGCCGUUUAAAUUAUUUCAACCAGUGGAUAUGAGCCA